Messenger RNA from Neolamprologus brichardi, 7261 nucleotides. NCBI's taxonomy places the organism in Eukaryota, Metazoa, Chordata, Actinopteri, Cichliformes, Cichlidae. The record is from RefSeq and is a predicted model, not a curated record.
CCUGUGGAAGCCGCGAUGAACAGCUGAUCCUCCCGCAGUGGAUAAAACCAAUCACAAUGGUGACGGCCAAGUCCUGAUUCCCGAUCACACGCGUGGCACUAUGUGAAUAGUUAUCGGAGGAGUAGACACAGGAGAAUUAUUAACAGGAAAUUAGGGUUAAGGAGUCUUUUUGGGGCGUGCUAUUAUAUAUUUUUUUUCGGUUUGGACCUGUCGAUCAUCAGUAUUACAGACGGACACGCUGUGCGCUCAGACUACCUGCCGCUCUUCGCUCUGCGCUCACCGACGCUCAAUUAUGUUAUUAUCAAGUUUCCUCAUUUUUACCGUCUCCUACUUUAUGGCGCCUCUGUUCCUCUGUUACCUGCCUCAAGUGUCGGCACAGAAGCCUGGGUCACGGUGGCUGAUUGGAGACAGAGACAGGGACUGUGGGAUCACCUGCUCAAGGACGGGGAAGCCAGUGUGUGGUUCAGACGGGCGGAGCUAUGACAGCAACUGUGAAUUGCAGAAGGCGCGCUGCAAAGAUAAGACACUCACAUUAGCACACAGAGGCCGGUGUCGAGGUAAAAACUGGGUGUUGCCAGUGGCUCUAGCACCAACUGCCACAUCUGAAGGGAGAGACGUGGAGCUCAAAGAUGCAGGACAGUCCAAGUGUCGUGUUGAGAGGAACCAGGCUCUGGAGCAAGCCAGAAGACCUCAGUCUUCAGAGUCCAUGUUCAUCCCGGAAUGCAAUGAAGAUGGAACAUUUGCCCAGGUCCAGUGCCAUACUCUGACCGGUUACUGCUGGUGUGUUACCAGUGAUGGCAAGCCAGUGAGUGGCUCCUCUGUGCACAACAGGACCCCAGUGUGUUCAGGAAACUUCCGUGAAUUUAUGGGAACUCAUGCUGGGACAAGUGGAUUGUCAGGGUCAGUAACUGAUAAGCCACCAGGGCCACCAAACACAGAUAGAAAAGUCUCUUUCCGUUUCUUUCUCACCCUUAACCCAGAUGAUGGCUCCAAGCCCACACCCACCAUGGAGACUCAUGUCCCCCCUGAGGGUGAUGCCACGCUCAGGAAAUCUGACCUCCCCACCUCCCACUCUCCUCAGCUAGGUCUCAGGCCUUCUGCUGAACCCGCCACCACCGUCAUCUCCAUCUUUAUUAACUUCACCAUGGAUCGCGAUAAGAGAGUAUUGUGUAGUAGUAAUUUUUUGUAUAUGUGCUGUCUGUAUUUGGUUUCCCAAAUCUGGUUUUUUCCUGUACUGAGUGUGUUUCUAAUACUUUUAGAGAAAGUUCCCUCUUGUGACCAGGAGAGACAGAGUGCUCUGGAAGAGGCUCUGCAGAAUCCUCGUGAGGCCAUUUUCAUCCCCGACUGUGGGCCUGGAGGCCUUUACAAGGCCGUCCAGUGCCACCAAUCCACAGGCUACUGUUGGUGUGUUCUGGUGGACACGGGACGCCCCAUUCCUGGAACCUCUACCAGGUACCAGACGCCUGAGUGCGAUGGAGCUGCACGAUCUCGAGUCUCGGACACAGAAGAAGCAUUCCAAGGCAGAGAACUGCAAGGCUGCCCUGAGGGCAAGAAAGUGGAAUUCAUUACAAGCUUGUUAGAUGCCCUCACCACAGACAUGGUGCAAGCCAUAAACUCACCAGCCCCCUCUGGUGGUGGGAGGUUUGUGGAGCCUGACCCCAGUCACACUUUAGAAGAGAGGGUGGUGCACUGGUACUUUGCCCAGUUGGAUAACAAUGGUAGUCAAGACAUCAACAAGAAGGAACUAAAGCCUUUCAAGAAGUACUUGAAGAAGAAAGCCAAACCCAAGAAAUGUGCCCGAAAGUUCACCGACUACUGUGAUCUGAAUAAGGACAGAGCCAUUUCCCUGCAGGAGCUGAAAGGCUGCCUGGGCGUCAGCAAGGAGGGUAGCUCAACAACAAGUGGCAACCAAGGGACAAGGCAAGGGACAAAUUUGUUCAUAGGACGUCUGGUGUGAGAAGAGAAGGAUCAAGAAGCUGAGAUGAGAGCAGAGGGCACAGAGGGAAGGCAUCUGCACGCUUGCUGACAGGACAGAGACAGAUGGAGCAGAAAAAUUAAGAAGUUCCUGAGUUUUGUAAAUGAACAGAAAAAAAAUGGAAAAGAAAAACAAAGUGGCGCCAAAAUAUUUGCACUUUCUUCUCCCUAUGUUUGACAUUUUAUUUGUUUUUAUGUUUUUUUCCUGUCUUGAAGUGACUGAAAAAUAUCUAGGUAAGAAUGAGAAUAUAUUUGCAGAGAUGAUAGGCUCACCACUGGAAGAGCAAGUAUGUGUAUAUUACCACAAUUCUCUGUGUGUUAAGUCUGAUGUUUUGAUUCCUUCUGUGUGUCCUCACGAGGUACUAAUACACAUUUCUUUGCCAUGUGAAUGAAAAUUACAGGCCCUUUGUUACAAAAAGCAGCACACAGGUCAGUGGAAACCUAUAAAAGAGGAUCUUGCCGUGAGUCACAUACAAAAAAGAAUGGUGCUUAUUUAAAACGCACUCUACAAGUCAGUCUAGAACAACUAAAACAAAUGUGUAAUGUUCUAUGUGAAGAAGCAACAAUUAUGUGAGUGGCAUGCAUCGGAAUUAAACUGUGAGUUGAGUCUAUGGAUCAUCAGCACAGAAUUAGCUGCGUGAAUCCUGCACAAAACCUUCUUGAUACAUUAACAUUUUGCAUAUCUGGUUUUUGUCAAGUGUCAUGCACGCACCGGUGUCGGACAGUGGAUGUCACUUUUUUUUUUUUUUACCCGAUUACUUGUUCUACAACCCCAAAACAUUGCAAAAACACUCUUCUUCACUAUUCAUAAUUUAUUUUCACAUUCUGUAGUAUCAAAAAAAAGAGAAUUUACAACAACAAAUCCCAAAAAGUUGGGAUGCUGUGUAAAAUGUAAAUACAAACAGCAUGCAAAGAUUUGCAAAUCUCAUAAUCCCAUAUUUUAUUUACAAAUGAAAAUGUACCAUUUUCUGGGAAAAAGCUCAUUUGGAAUUUAAUGGUAGCAACGUAUCUCACAUUAAUUGAGACAAGGCCAUAUUUACCACUGUGUAGAAUCCUCUGUUCCAAUCCAGUUGUCGGACUUUUGGGAGAGGAAUCCUGUCCCAUUUUUUGUCUGAUAUAGGAUUCUAGCUCCUCAGCAGACUUUGGUCUUCUUUGUCAUUUUUUCUGUUUCACCAACCGCACCAAAUGUUCAGUUAGUGGAAGGUCUGGACUGCAAGCAGGCCAGUUCAGCACCCAGACUCUUAUACUAUGAAGCCAUGCUGUUAUAAAAGAUUCAUCAUGCAGUUUAGCAUUGUUUUGCCGAAAUGUAUGCAUGAUUUUCCCUGAACAAGAUAUCAUCUACCUUUGAACACUAAUGAUGCCUUUCCAGAGGUGCAAGCUGCCAGUUCCAUGGGUACUAAUGCACCCCUAUACCAUCAGAGAUGCAGGCCUUUGAACUGAGCACUAUUAAGGCGGAUGGUCUCUUCCCUCUUUAGUUAGGAGAAUGUUAAGCACUUGCUCUCCAAACAAAAUUUGAAAUUUGGACUCAUCUGACCAUAGAACAGCUUUCCACUUUGCCUUAGUCCAAUUUAAAUAACCUUUGGCCCAGAGAAGAUUAUGGAGUUUCUGCAUCAUGUUCACAUAUAACUACUUCUUUGCAUGAUAGAGCUUUAACAUGCAUUUUAGAAAAUAAUGCCUGUUUUUAAUGUUUGUUUUUAAUGCAGUGCCAGUUGAGGUCCCAGCUAUCACGGACAUACAAUAGUGAUUUUCAGUCUUAUCCUUUGCGCACAGAGAUUUCUCCAGAUUUUGUGAAACUUGUGAUAUAAUCACAAGAUCAUAUUAUCUACUGUAGAUGAUAUGACAUUUAAACUCUUUACACUCAAUCGCUUUUAAAAGGAACAUUAUUCUAAUAUUGUUCCACAAUUUGGAGAUGCACAUUUUUGCAGGUUGGUGGAUCUCUGUCUAUCUUUACUUCUGAGAAACUCCAAGAAUACCUGAUUAGUUGGGAAACUUUCCCAAAACAGGCUUUUUGGUACCACUUACUUUUGAAAGAAUAUUUUUCAUGAGAUGUCUCAGUUUAAACAUGUGAUAUGUUUUCAGUGUUCUAUUUUAAAUAAAAUAUGGGUUUAUGAUAUUUGCAAAUCAGUGGAAUCAUUUUUUUUUAAUUUACAUUUUACACAGUGUUCCAACUUUUUUUGGGAAAUGGGUUUGUAAAAAACAGAAAUAUAAUAAUAGAACAAAUAGUAAAAGAUUAUGACAAAUUAAACAUGCAAAACAACUGCUAGUAAAAGAUUUCACACAGGAUGUUCAUGGAACUUUACACUGUUGCACCCAGUGGAAGACAUUUCAACAUGUUUACACAAAGAUUGGAAUACGAACAAACAGUAUUAAAUAUGAAGUAAUGAAAGAUUUCAGGAAUGCAACCACACACAUGCAACCACACAGAGACAAACAACUCUAAAAUACAGCCGUAUAAAGUUGUGGGUUGCAUUUUAGCAUAAAUGUCCACACAGGUGCUUUUAGAGCAGGGUUAUUGUGAAGCUUUAUGUUAGAUGGGCGAGCUACUAGACCUUGUAAUGACAGAUAAUUUGAUAGAUUCUCUUCUGAAACCAGGUAGAAUUGUACAAAUGAUUUCAUACCAAAACAAACACACUGUUUGCAAAAAGAGCCGCAAAAUAUUUUCCCGGAAAAAAACAAGUUGAGAAAAAGUUUGAGCUCUGAAACAAAAUCUGUCUUCAUUUGUUACCGAUUUGGUUAAAUUUUCCCAAGCCUCCAGAGUUGCUAUUGCACCAGGCACCUCUGAUUUGUAUAAAGUAACAUAGAUCUCAAGUUUAUACUAAUGAGGAGCUGGCAAAUUGUUGCUUAAGUUCCAAGUCUGACACUAUGUGAUCAGAAUCCAUUGCAUUGGUGUUUACAUAAACAAAUGGGACACAUUCACUAAUGCAUCUUCAAUUUAAAUGUGUCCUUACCACAGUGAAGGCCACUCAUUUAUAAUACAUGCAUCCCAUUCUUUUGUGUAUAAGUUUAUAUAGUGUUAAAAGUAAUUGUGCAGGUUUUGUUAAACUAAACUAUUAUAAUGUUAGUAUCCGUUCUUUACACAAUCAAUCAUCUAUAGUAAUGAUCUUUCUUUAAUUCUGCCUUCUAGUGUUUACUGAUCCAAACUGAACAAAUCUUUGACCCUCUUGUGGAGAUUUUAGUUUUCUAAAUAGAUUACAUUCCAAUAAAGAUGUUUUAAAUAUUAUUAGUAUCAGAGAAAAACGACUCCACAGUUGACUAAUCUAACCAGUAAAUAGAGUAAGAAGUCCACAUGGCUCAAUAUCUUGUUCAUCUCAGCCCAUUUCAUCGAUCAUAUUCACGUUUACCUCGCAAGAUAUGGCGUGGCAGUUCAUACAGUAAAUACUGGAGCCUUCCCAGUAAUGUCAGACUAUGUAUUGUGUAUGUAAACACAAUUACUGUCUGACCUCAAACAGCUGAUGUCAGUCUUGUUGUCUCAAACACUUAAAACUACUCAUAGUGGAGCUUUUCCACUUUAUGUAAGACAAUGAAGUAAGUCUUUUGAAAAAUACCGCCCCGGGUGUCUGAUAAAUGCUAACAUUUUAUGAGCAGUGAAGGGGGAAAAAAAUCCUUUUAUUUUUGCAGUGUAAAAAAUAAAAAUGUGAUCCUCACAUUUGGGAACAAUCGGAGAAUCGUGCCUUUGCUGUUGUGGUUUAAAUACUUUGUAUGAGUUGUAUUCCCCAAUAGUCCCUGCAAUGGCUCACAAUUAUGAGACAAAAAAGCUCCUUUUGUAAAUAUGUACAAUAAGCUUUGUUUUACUAAAUGUCACUGUGGGGGUGUAUGAUUGUUCACUUACUUCACUGUCAUUCUGGCUUCUUGUAAAAAAGAUAUACUUUUCUCUGUGUUUAUAUCAUGUCAAACAUUAGGCUGUUACAGUAGCUAAUUCACAACAUGGAAAUGCUUAGGCGAGACUGCACGUUGUCAGCUCUGAGGACUGUUUAUUUUAACUAUGGUGAGGUUAGUUUACUAUUUCAGUUUGUGUUUUAAGAUUCCCGUCGUCAUCACUACGCACAGCCAGGACCAUACUUAUGCAGUAUCUGGUGCUUAAUAUACUACAAUCACAAGUCCAGUUGCAUCUAAUUUGAAUUGGAUAGUUAUGCCAAGAAACCAGAAAAGAAACCAGCCUUUCUUUGAGGGCUGUGCAGUCUCUCCCGAGUGCCUGUUUCAAUCCAGGUUUGAACACAGUGGGCUUAUGUGUGUCUGCUGAAGUGCUUCCAGACGCUGCAGAGCUGCAAAUCACAUGCAAGAUCUAAAACAACCCAAAAGGCUAGUAAUCACUACAAAUCAUGAUGGGAAAAAUGUAGUGAAGGAGUCUUGUAGCGUGUCAGUUUGGUAGAGAAAAGACAGCUUUUUUUUUUUGUUCACUUGUUUUUGCACUUCACCAUCCAAAUGUGUUUUGAUAAUGUUUCUUAUUCAUAGCAAAGGAAAUUAGAUCCAUGGAAAAGAAAACACUGAAAUGUGUUAUUUUUGAAUAAAAAUGAUUCAUGUGGAUUUGGGUGCUGCUCAGAAUCAUUGACAUUUUCAAACUUGUGUCAAAGUAGACACAAGCAAAACAAAAGAGACUAAAGGCUUUUUUCUUUUAAUCUCAAAAUGAAUCAGUCAAGUUUAAAGCUCAGAAAAUGUUCAUAAAGUUUAUGAGCUACAACACAGUAGUAGCUUCCACCUGGGUUGUAUCACUCUUUGGGAUACUUCAUGCUGUUUCCUACCUUAAGUGUGUCAUAAAUUUAAAGCAGCUAUCUAGGUGCCCAACUUUUGGAAGAAUUUAACAUCUCACUGUUGUAUGGACACAGAGGACUGAAUUCAGCAACAAGACACUUGUUGCUGUGUGUCUUGAACCAAGUUUUAUCUCUUACAGAGUCAUGUUGAGGAAACUGUAGAGGUUCUGUGUGACACUCUCUAAGUAUCCAACUGAUUAGACUCACUUUAAUAUUACUACAAUACAAACAGUGGUAUUUUAAAAAGCUUGACAGUGAUUCUAAAAAAAAUAUGGAAAUACUCCAUAUUACAUCUCCUUCAACUAUACUUUUCUGGGCAGUUGAAAGCAUUUAGAGCUGUUAACAGAAGACAAAUUUUCUGAAAGGAGGGCGAGGGAGUUCAAUAUUGACCCCAAAUGGUGAAGAUUGUUCACUGCAGGUUGGAGUUUGACAAAUUGAAUCCAGUGUCUGCACAAGUUUUUACUUAUGAUACGGCAUCAAGCAAGCCAACUGAAUUUCAUGAACUGAAAUAUUUUAAUAAAGAUAAUGUUUUUACUGAA